Sparassis crispa is the source of this 2958-nucleotide messenger RNA. RefSeq names its product Vacuolar membrane protease. The transcript is spliced from 8 exons. Gene Ontology annotation, biological process: proteolysis. The record is from RefSeq and is a predicted model, not a curated record. NCBI's taxonomy places the organism in Eukaryota, Fungi, Basidiomycota, Agaricomycetes, Polyporales, Sparassidaceae. Gene Ontology annotation, molecular function: metalloexopeptidase activity. The coding region runs from base 1 to 2958 and encodes 985 amino acids.
AUGGCUCGAAGCAUUUCUUCGUGGCUAGCUGCGCCCUUCAGAUUCACACCAGUCCCAGUAACCGUGCUAACCGUCGCCGUCUAUGCUGCAAUCUUCGCUCUGGUACUCACUGCCGACAAGGUCUCGAAAGUACCAAAGAAGAUGAGAGGCUUGAAUUUGGAUCAAGCAUACGAGGACCUUCAUCGUAUAACUACUCGCCCGCACCCGUACAUUUCUCAUGCUAACGAUGAUGUCCGCUUGUAUCUACUCUCUCGCCUGGAACCUAAUGCUUCAAAAUAUGCGCAUGUCCAUCUCUCGGACGACCUGAUAUCCAACGCCUCAUAUAUCGCCCCAGGCAAUUACGUACAGCCAUACCGAGGAGUGUACUUCGAAGGCACAAAUAUUCUCGUCAAAAUUGACGGUACCGAUUCCUCGCUCUCAUCAUCGGAUGGGGUACUGUUCUCCGCGCAUUACGAUUCUGUUUCUACGGCCCCUGGUGCCACUGAUGAUGGUAUGGGAGUCGUGACUCUGCUCUCACUCGUGGAUUAUCUUUCCGCUCCUGAGCGAAGACCUCGCAGGACGGCCAUAUUCUUUUUCAACAACGGGGAGGAAGAUGGUCUGCAUGGCGCGUAUGCUUUCUGGAAACAUCCUUGGUCAAAUUUGACCUCCAGCUUCAUCAACCUCGAGGGCGCCGCCUCCGGUGGCCAACCUUUGGUCUUCCGCUCCACGUCUCUGGCGCCUAUGCGCUCCUUCCUGUCGCAUGAGAUAUCUCAUCCUCAUGCGGAGGUGACGAGUGCCGACGCCUAUACAUCCGGGGUCGUUAGGAGCUACACAGACUACGAAGUCUUCGAACGUGGGCUCAGAGGGAAAGUCCCAGGCAUGCAGGGUAUUGACUUUGCAUUCUACAAGAACCGUGCAUACUACCACACCCCAAUGGACUCUAUACCCGGAAUGGGUUAUCGCGAGGCUCGGAAAUCACUCUGGGCCAUGAUGGAAGGCACUCGUGGCGCAGGACUGUCCUUGCUGAACGAUGACAACACUCGCGGAGAGGACGAAAAAGGCGUAUACUUCGAUUUGUUCAAGUAUAAAUUGGUCUUGUUCUCUCUGAAUUCUCUCUACGUGACCAACAUCGUCUUUUUGGCCAUGGGACCUGUGGUCAUUCUUGCGCUGCUUGGUUGGGUUAUCGUAGCGUCUAACAAAGCCAGCUCAUCUCAAACAGAAGGAUCCAACAUGACUCGGGAAGGUUGGGCGAAGGCCAAGAAGUUCCUGACUGCUGUCAUGGGAUGGGGCCGGUUCUGGUUGGCGCUAGCAGUGGGCAUCAUAGCUCAGGUAGGCCUGGUGAUCGGGUUUGUGAAGAUUAAUCCAUAUGUCGUCCACUCGCGUCCCCACCUUGUCCUCCUUGCCUGCAUGACGCUCUCUUAUCUCGCGAUCGUUCUCCCACUCCAAAUUCUGCAAACCCUCCUCCCGUCUGCCCCGGUUUCGCAAAAAUUGGCAGUAUCGCUGGAGCUCUACUUCUUGACGUGGAUCUUCCUCCUGGUUUCGACCAUCGCAAUACAGAAGCGACAUAUCGGUGGCGUGUACUGGGUUACAGCAUGGAACAUCAGCGCCUGGAUUGUGUGUGGGAUCUCGCUGGUUGAAGGGGCGGUGCGAGAGCUGAAGGAUCCAGAGACAGGUAAGAAGGCGGGGCUGGAUCUGACCGUCGAGGACGAGCAGGAAGAGGCUUCAAACAGAAGGUUUGUCAGAGGCGUAUUAUACGAGGCCCCGGAGCCUCAGGAUACAGACGGUGCAGAGGCAAGUGAGGAACACGGAGAAGUCGUAGAUACGGAGCCGACGGAGAUUACUCCCCUCAUGCACCAGCACCGUCGGAGGUCCUCUAGCGGGCGCGAAUACGUCACUGUGAAUGGCGUUGUUGACCAGGCAGCGCUGGAGGCGAAGUACGAGGAGUUCGGAUGGUGGAUCUUACAGCUGCUGGUGUCAGUGCCCUUAACGGCGCUGCUUCUCUUCCAGGUGGUUUUACUCCUGCUACACGCUCUGUCGAAUACGAUGGUGGAUGGGAGCAGUCCAUGGACGGUGUACGAAGGCCUGGCAGCCUGCUCGCUUCUCAUUUUCGUCCCAAUUAUUCCCUUCGCCCACAGACUACACAGUUGGCUCACCAUCACCGUCGCAGUCAUAUUCGCCCUCUCCCUCACAAUAUCAUGGACCGCGUUCCCCUUUACACAAGAACGCCCCUUCAAGGUGUACUUCCAACAAUCGAUCGAGCUCGAGCCACCAUCCACCGCGCUAGCGCGCGUGUACGCGUCCAGCGCUAUAGGCCCCUUCCCGCGAGCGGUAACCGUUCUCACGGGCCUGCCCGGCUUCGUCAACGAGCGGGUCAUCCCCGAGCUGCCCUCUUCUUGGGGAAAAGACCUCUCCUGCAGCGAGGACCCCGUCGUCCGUCCGAAUCUACUGACAUGCCGCUGGGAAGGGGCGCUCCUAGCCAACCCGGGCGGGCCCUCCUCGUCCUCGUCGUCCUCUCCGGCCACAGAGGACUGGCUCGACCUCGCCGUCACGCGCGUGAACGCGAGCGCAGCGCGCGUGUCACUCGGUGGGCGGAACACACGCGCGUGCCGGCUGUACUUUGACCGGCCCAUCGCACACUUCGCCGUGCGCGGCGCAGCGGACGGCGGUGCGCUCCUCCCGGGGUACGCAAUGCCCCCGGAGGGCGUGCGCGAGCUGCGGCUCUGGAGUCGCACGUGGGACCGCGUGUUCGAAGUCGAGCUCUGGUGGGAGGAGGCGGAGGAUGGGUACGGAGAGGCGCCAUUCGAGGGGCGCGCGGCGUGCGAGUGGGCGGAGUACGCGAGCGGUGCGGCUGGCGGGGUCGCGGGCGCGGGCGGACGGAUACCCGCACUGGAGGAGGUGAAGAUGUUCUUGCCGGUGUGGGCGCUGCCGACGAAGACGGCGGACGGGCUCGUGGAGGCGUGGACGAAGUUUUCCGUGUAA